Molecule: messenger RNA, 3099 nt
Organism: Thermothelomyces thermophilus ATCC 42464
Lineage: Eukaryota; Fungi; Ascomycota; Sordariomycetes; Sordariales; Chaetomiaceae
Exons: 4
Coding region: 152-2740 (862 amino acids)
Biological process (GO): DNA replication; DNA replication initiation
Cellular component (GO): nuclear origin of replication recognition complex; nucleus
Molecular function (GO): ATP hydrolysis activity; ATP binding; DNA replication origin binding
Source: RefSeq, a predicted model, not a curated record
UAACUGCCAACCCCUGCCUCAUGAAAUAUUCCAGACGCGAUCGCUUCACUGAGGCGCGUCUCACCGAAAAUCUGCAGCCUCGUCACUGAUCCGCCCCAAAACAUCGCGCAACAGGCUCCUUGGCUUCAUGUGCCAGAAAUUGAAAUGAGCAAUGGGCACCAAAAAAGGAACGGCGGCAACCGGGAAACGGGCAAGAUUGCAGAAUGAGGAGGACCAGUCGUCGGCAGUGAAAAGGCAGCGAACCAAAUCUUCAGAGCAAACGGACGACCAGGAAACCAAACCAUUGACCGGCACUUCUAGCGCACAAUCAGGACUUGGCCGCAUUCGGGCUUCCCGACUUGCAAAGGAGUCAUCGGAAGACGCGUACGAAGUUCCUGCCUCGGAAGAGGAGCCUCCAAGGCCGCCGCGACCGAGGCAGGUCCUUCCGCGGACCAACGGCGAAACACGGGUUGGAAAAGGCAAAUCUUCUUCCAGCAGCCAGAAGAGCAGCGUCUAUGAUGUGCCGGACUCCGACGAGGACGAGCUCGCCAGUGCUGCUGUGGCGCCGCGCCCGAGGCGCCAAAAGCCAGACAGCGCAGCUCCCGGGGCGGACAAGAUUGAGCCGGCCUCGGCCGCUACAGGUCAGGAAGCCGGGAAGAAGAAGCGCGGUCGUCCCAGGAAGCGGGAUCGCGAGGCGAUCGCCACGGCCCAGGUCGCGGAGGUCUCGACUACCGCAAGGCCAGCUCAGCGAACUCGCCGGCCAGCUGGCCGCGGCAGCCCACCCACCCACUUGCCCGCAGAAGGAACUGCGGAGUCGGAUGGACGUGUGGAGGUCACGAACGGGUUAGUUGAGACGAGGGUCGGAGCAAAAGCCGCGGCAGAUGUGAAGCUGGGCGGAGACGCUGCGGUGCCCAAGGGCAUCUUAACCCCACGGGGAAGGAAGAGGGCGUUGGACGGACCACAAAAGAACGUCUCCUUUAAGAAUCAGACGGAUGAUGACCAAGCACGCGCCAGGUUAGCUGCUGCGUCCCCGUCCAAGUCGGCCAGGAAACGGCGCGAGGCAGCGGAAGCGAUGGACGAGUUGCAGGUCGGCGAUCCUCAAGAUGACGAGGAAGAAUCUCCGGGCGAUGAGCGUGGGGAAGAAGAGGAGGAGGAGGACGACGACGACGAAGUCUGCGCUAUCUGCUCCAAGCCCGACUCGGAACCGCCCAACGAGAUUGUGUUUUGUGACAACUGCGACAUGCCCGUGCACCAAGAGUGCUACGGACUUGCCGAGAUUCCGGAAGGCGACUGGAUCUGCCGCAACUGCUCGCAGGAUGACGCCACCAAGUCUAACAUAGACGCUACAGGCCAGGUGAAGACCACUGUGGUUCCACGGGAGGAGCAACGUCCAGACAUACCCAACUUUGAACAACACCUUCGCUCGAUGCAGCGGGUGUUGCUGGAUCGCUGCACCGGCAAGCGCCGGAUCAAGCUUCGUGGACAGGACGAAGCAUACAACAAGGCCUAUCAGCUCGUGGAGCAGACAGUGGUGGCAGGCGAGGGCAAUUCCAUGAUGGUGAUCGGAGCCCGGGGGUGUGGCAAGACUACAUUGGUCGAAUCCAUCAUCGACGAACUGUCAAGGAAGCACCAAGAUCAGUUCCACGUUGUCCGGCUGAGCGGGUUUAUCCACACAGACGAUAAGUUGGCCCUGAGGGAAAUAUGGCGGCAGCUUGGCAAGGAGAUGGAUGUCGAAGACGAGCUGGUCAACAAGACCACGAACUACGCCGACACCAUGGCCUCCCUGCUCGCUCUGCUAUCGCAUCCCUCCGAGAUUGCAGAAGCUCCGGAGGGUGUAACUUCUAGAUCCAUCGUUUUCGUGAUCGACGAAUUCGAUCUCUUUGCGACGCACGCCCGGCAAACGCUCCUUUACAACCUCUUCGAUAUCGCGCAGGCUCGCAAGGCGCCGAUCGCGGUGCUGGGCCUGACAACGAGGUUCGACGUGGUAGAAAGUCUCGAGAAGCGAGUCAAGAGUCGAUUCAGCCAUAGAUACGUCUACUUGUCGCUGCCAAAGAGCCUCCCGGCGUACUGGGACGUGUGCAGGCAAGGACUCACCGUCGACAAGGAGGACAUGGCCCGGGAGGGUAUCGACCAGGAACUGAAGGGUCACGACGCCUUUUGGGACUGGUGGAAUAACAAGAUUGACUCCCUUCGCAAAUCGCAGAGCUUCACAGACCUCCUUGAAUCGCACUAUUAUAGCUCGAAAUCGGUCUCGGCUUUUUUGAUGGCAUGCAUCCUGCCGCUCGCGAUGCUCUCUCCGGCGGCGCCAUCAUUGCAAAUCCCCAUGGCUGCUGGACUCGACGUGUCCCUGGAGCCGCCAGACUCCAAGCUGCACCUGCUUGGGUCGCUCUCGGACUUGGACCUCUCGAUGCUCAUCGCCGCCGCGCGGCUGGACAUUGUGGCGCACACCGACACGGUCAACUUCGCCAUGGCCUACGACGAAUACACGUCGCUCAUGGGCAGGCAGCGAGUGCAGUCGGCGAGUUCCGGGAUGCUCGCUCUCGGGGGCGGAGCGCGGGUAUGGGGCCGCGGUACCGCAGGGAUGGCGUGGGAACGCUUGGCUGCGCUCGGCCUGCUCGUUCCCGCUGCAGCGGGCGGCAGGGGCACUGCCGGUCUGGGAGGCUUGGACGCCAAGAUGUGGAAGGUGGACGUCGCACUCGAGGAGAUUCCGGCCGCGGUCAAGUUGAACGCGGUCCUGGCGCGGUGGUGCAGAGAGAUCUGAUCCCCCUCCCGGGGAGACUUGUCUUUGCAUUCACAUACAAUAAUACACAGUACUGUACGGAUUACUGUACAUUGAAUACGCCAGCGACAUCUGUCCGAAUUGUGGGAUGCGAAACCCCGUCCUGUCGACCAGCAUAUCUCAAUCCUUCGGUGGCUGCGACUUCGUUAUUAGCGACGUGGGACGAGCAGCGAUCUUCCAAAAGCUUCAGGGUUGUUAGCGGGCUUUUCUUGCGCCCCGUUCUUGGUUAGGGGUCCAAUCGCGAGUCCGGCUGCAUUAGACGGACUGUCCGGGAUCCGGCCCCCCAGGAGUGCUAUUUUCGGGUGCACCGCCAUGCUUGACCGCCCCUUAACCCACGUGGC